CGCACCGCCCUCAGCCACGUCGAGAAUCUCAUCACCGGCGUCACCAAAGGCUACCGCUACAAGAUGAGAUUCGUCUACGCUCACUUUCCCAUCAACGCCAGCAUCGCUAACAACAACAAGUCCAUCGAGAUCCGAAACUUCCUCGGCGAAAAGAGGGUGAGGAAAGUAGACUUGCUUGAGGGCGUCACCGUUGUUCGAUCUGAAAAGGUUAAGGAUGAAUUGGUCUUGGAUGGAAACGACAUUGAGCUUGUUUCUAGGUCUUGCGCUCUCAUUAACCAGGUACUUCCUUUUUCUCUGCGCAUUCCCGAACCCCAUCCUUUCCCAAUUUAACUCUUUCCUUU
Cajanus cajan (pigeon pea) is the source of this 341-nucleotide messenger RNA. The record is from RefSeq and is a predicted model, not a curated record. Lineage: Eukaryota; Viridiplantae; Streptophyta; Magnoliopsida; Fabales; Fabaceae.